Molecule: messenger RNA, 1607 nt
Organism: Humulus lupulus (European hop)
Lineage: Eukaryota; Viridiplantae; Streptophyta; Magnoliopsida; Rosales; Cannabaceae
Product: cycloartenol synthase-like
Exons: 10
Coding region: 459-1595 (378 amino acids)
Biological process (GO): triterpenoid biosynthetic process
Cellular component (GO): lipid droplet
Molecular function (GO): intramolecular transferase activity
Source: RefSeq, a predicted model, not a curated record
AAAUUUCUCUUGACUAUCUAAAGUUGUGGUGUUUUUUUAUGGCAGUUGAUUGGGAGUUGUGAAUAAGAAAGACUAUUGUAGCUUCUAAGAGAGAAAGGCUUAUAAAAUUUGGGAGGAAAGAAGAAAUGAAAUCUCUUUGAAGGUACUUUCAAGUUCCUAACUUUUCUUUUUUGUUUUUUAUUUUCUAUGUAUUCAAGUUCUAAUCUUGUUCUUAUUUCAAGAGGUUGUAAUUUUCUAAGCUAAGAUUAUUGAUUUGUAUAUAUUUUAUUGUCAAUUAACUAUAGAUUAGCUCCAUAGAUUGAGGUUAAAGCUUUAAAGGAUUUUUGAAUUGAGCUUUUUAUGCUUUUGUAUUAUGGUGUAUUGGAUGGAUAUAUUUUCUUUUAUAGAAUUUGCUGUUUUGGUGUGCUUUUGAUAAGCAAUAGAUUGAUAUUUGUAGCCAAACGAGCUUUGUUUGUUGUAUGCUUGCUGUGCUACCUACUUGGUCUAGCAAUAAUCCCCUGCCUCCAGAGAUAUGGCUUCUUCCGUACAUCCUUCCUAUUCAUCCAGGAAGAAUGUGGUGUCACUGUCGGAUGGUAUACUUACCAAUGUCUUUCUUAUAUGGGAAGAAGUUUAUUGGUCCAAUCACACCAACAGUUUUGUCUCUGAGGAAGGAGCUCUUCACUGUCCCCUAUCAUGAAAUAGAUUGGAAUGAGGCGCGAAAUUUAUGUGCAAAGGAAGAUUUGUAUUACCCGCAUCCACUAGUUCAAGAUAUCCUCUGGGCGACUCUUCACAAGGCUGUUGAACCAGUUCUGAUGAAUUGGCCAGGAAAAAAAUUAAGAGAAAAGGCUCUCCACUCAGCAAUGGAGCAUAUACACUAUGAAGAUGAGAACACUCGUUAUGUUUGCAUUGGACUUGUGAAUAAGGUAUUAAACAUGCUUUGCUGUUGGGUUGAAGAUCCAAAUUCAGAGGCUUUCAAGUUGCACCUUCCAAGAAUCAAUGAUUAUCUAUGGAUUGCUGAAGAUGGCAUGAAAAUGCAGGGGUAUAAUGGAAGUCAAUUAUGGGACACUAGUUUUGCUGCUCAGGCAAUUAUGUCAACUGAUUUUGUCAAAGAAUACAGCAUAACUUUAAGAAAGGCACAUGAGUUCAUUAAAACCUCACAGGUUUUAGAAGAUUGUCCAGGUGAUCUUGAUAAUUGGUAUCGCCACAUUUCAAAGGGUGCUUGGCCUUUCUCCACUCGUGAUCAUGGUUGGCCCAUCUUAGAUUGUACAGCAGAAGGAUUAAAAUCUACUCUUCUAUUAUCAAAACUUCCCUCAGAUAUUGUUGGUGAACCAUUAGAGCCAAAUCGUAUAUAUGAUCCUGUCAAUGUCAUUCUCUCAUUACAGAAUAGAGAUGGUGGCUUUGCAACAUAUGAACUCACUAGAUCCUACCAUUGGUUGGAGCUGAUCAAUCCUGCUGAAACCUUUGGUGACAUUGUCAUUGAUUAUCCAUAUGUGGAAUGCACCUCGGCUGCUAUUCAAGCUCUGACAUCAUUUAGAAAGUUGUACCCUGGUCACCGGCAAAAAGAAAUAGAGCAUUGUAUCAAGAAAGCGACUGCUAAACAAAUGGACUCACAAUAAAGACAAGUGCAC